AUGGAGCCAAAGCUCCCCCAAAGUCUUGUGGCCAUGUCAAGUGUGACGCCUUGCAAAACCCCGGAGCAGGAUACAUUGAACAAUGGUGUUUACAAGAACCUUUGGCAAGCGUACUCGACCUCUUACCUCGCCAGCAAGGAUGAGACCGAACAUCGCCUAGAACAUCUCUUCUGGAGGAUAUGGGGUGCUGAACGACUCUCGAGCCGCUUGAAUACCCAUGUCCUAGAUCGUCUAAUCCUACGCAUCAAGGCACCGGCAGGGUUAGUCGGACAAAGGGUGACCGUCUCAUCGUUGCCUGGCACCGACAAAGAAGAGGUAGACACAAGUCUGCUCCACAUCGCACCAUGUCAACCCCGUAUUGACGGUUCCUGUAAGCACAUCAAUGGGAACCAGUCAGGCGGUGCUGCCGGAACCUGUUCUCCUAGCCCAAUGUUGAAGAAGCCGCAGCCUUCAAAGGUUGAAACACAGAAAGCAACUCGGGUGCUCCUUGACACUCCCUUCGGCACAAUAAUAACUCUUGACCCCUCCAACUCUCCCACCGCAAGCAUGGCUGAGGAGCCAACCCGCGCCCCAGAUAAAGUGGGUCAUCAGCGUCGCAAAGGGACCCCAAUAGAUCCCGAGUCUACUCUCAUGCCAGACAAGGUUGGCAGCCGCGGUUCCAAGAAUAAGUCCAUAGCAAGUGACUCCACCGCCAAUUCCGAUAACGCGAGCCAGCAAGGUCCCAAGAAGACCUACCUUACUGCGACACGUAAUGGACGAGGCCCACGCCGCCGCCCAGUCUUCAGCCAUCGGAAAUCCUCACAGGCAUCCAUUCCGAAAACGGCACCUCCCAUCCGCCGGCGCUCUGAGCCAACUAUUAAGGCCGAUGGUGCCAACACCGUCUACGAAGACAGCUAUGUAGAGCUUGGUCUUUUGCAGCACCUCAGCUUCCGUGACGAGGAAGACCAGAUCGCGCGUGAUCUGGGACGUGAGAUUGCUCCUGAGCCCAAACCCGCUAAGCCAUCUGGUCCACUAUUCGACGACGAAUUUCUUGAUGAGCCUGCUGUCAUGGAAGCCGCGAAGGCUGUGAAAGCUGCAUGCAAGCCGUCCCCUGUACCUUUCCCGCGAGCUUCUUCCCUCCGGCACCCGAUGUUGAGCCCCAAUGACUUCUGUAAAAUCACACCAUCGUUCAACGUUAUGGAGAGCCGCCUCGACAUGCCUGGUGGUCCGCGGCUUGUUGCUCCUGAUGAGGUUGAGGGGGAUUGGGCGGACAUCGAUGCUCUUGAGUCGACACUUCCUGCCUUGCAGCCUUUCAAGAACUUGGUCUCGCACCACGAGGAUGUCGAUCAAGACCUUCCAGCUGAACAGCCCGCUGUUUUCCCCGUUUCCAAGGAGGAUUCGUUGCUGUCGUCUGGGAUGAAGGGAGUGAAGUUGUGA
This is a messenger RNA of Penicillium digitatum Pd1, 1416 nucleotides long. RefSeq lists its product as uncharacterized. Lineage: Eukaryota; Fungi; Ascomycota; Eurotiomycetes; Eurotiales; Aspergillaceae. The record is from RefSeq and is a predicted model, not a curated record.